Molecule: messenger RNA, 309 nt
Organism: Oikopleura dioica
Lineage: Eukaryota; Metazoa; Chordata; Appendicularia; Copelata; Oikopleuridae
Source: the annotation of a GenBank genome assembly
AUGCAAGAAUUAUGUGACGGCUUGUUCCACUUACCAGAAACUGCAUCACUGGAGCAUUACAUUACACUGGCUGCUAGUAAUGACGAUUCAAGUGGAUUCACAGAGGAUCAAACAAAUAAGCGUGAUCAUCUGAAAGCAUAUCGACGGCUUUGCGAAUUUAGGGAGUCUUGGACACGCAACUCGACCACGUCGCUCGACACUCGUAAAAUCCACCAUCACAUCGACUGGAAGGACCCGGCGAUUACGCUGCCCAAGAAACGAAGAGUUCAUCAUCUUCCUAAAAUCGAAGUUCCUACCAAAUCUGCGUAA